CUAGCCUAUAUGCGGCGCACCGGAUCAUGCCCUUCUCCCUCUUUAUAUGUCAAAGCAGAGCCCAAAACCCUAACAAAUAUCAAACCUCCCCUCUUACUGCACGCUCCGGCACCUCCAAAACUCCAUCUCGAGAGAAGUCGCAUCACUUUGAAAUGGCGGUCGCUUUCCCAGAUGUCAAGUCAGCAUCCGGUUUGAAAAAACUCGAUGAAUACUUGCUUAGUCGUAGCUACAUUUCCGGGUAUCAGCCUUCUAAGGAUGAUGUUACCGUUUACGAAGCGCUCUCCAAACCCGUAUCCAGCGAAUAUGUUAACGUGUCUAGGUGGUCCAAUCACAUUGAAGCACUCUUGAGAGUUUCCGCUGUUUUUGGAGAGGGUUCUGGUGUUAAGUUGGACGCAGUUGCAACCCCACCGGCUGCUGAUGCAAAGUUGGUGUACACUGAAUUUUAUCAGGCUGCCGAUGAUGAUGAUGAUGAUGACGACAUGGAUCUAUUUGGAGAAGAGACCGAAGAGGAGAAGAAGGCUGCUGAGGAGCGCGCAGCUGCCGUCAAGGCUUCUGCAAAGAAGAAAGAGAGUGGCAAAUCAUCAGUUCUGAUGGAUAUCAAACCUUGGGAUGAUGAAACUGACAUGAAGAAACUUGAAGAGGCUGUAAGGAGUGUUCAGAUGGAAGGCUUGCUUUGGGGAGCAUCGAAACUUGUCCCUGUUGGAUAUGGUAUUAAGAAAUUGCAGAUAAUGCUCACAAUUGUUGAUGACCUUGUGUCUGUUGACAAUCUCAUUGAGGAAUAUUUGACAGUUGAACCCAUAAAUGAGCAUGUUCAGAGCUGUGACAUCGUUGCCUUCAACAAAAUAUAAUUUUGAGCUUUUUCGUCAAACCCAAGAGCUGGUGGCUUCAAAGAUGUUGAAUUCGGGAAGAUGUUUUAUAGAAGCCUCUGUUUCUAAUUUCUACUUCAUACUUGUUUUGACAAUGCUUGAAAUACUUUUCUUUACAGCUUUAAUUGCUGUCUAGUUCCUCUCAGUUUUGUUAAAUUGAUUUGAAAUGAGCUUAUAAAAAAUAAUAUUAGGAUAAUUAUCAUGUUUCAUUCCAGUAUACUGAAUUUUAAAUUGAUGACAGCUUUUGGUAUA
Messenger RNA from Cucumis sativus (cucumber), 1118 nucleotides. RefSeq names its product elongation factor 1-delta. Gene Ontology annotation, molecular function: translation elongation factor activity; guanyl-nucleotide exchange factor activity. NCBI's taxonomy places the organism in Eukaryota, Viridiplantae, Streptophyta, Magnoliopsida, Cucurbitales, Cucurbitaceae. The record is from RefSeq and is a predicted model, not a curated record. The coding region runs from base 27 to 848 and encodes 273 amino acids. The transcript is spliced from 8 exons. Gene Ontology annotation, cellular component: eukaryotic translation elongation factor 1 complex; cytosol. Gene Ontology annotation, biological process: translational elongation.